UGGGCGGGCGUGAGGAAACCUCUGGGAAAGGGGGGAAAUCUUGUUUAUUCUGUUUAUUUUGGAACAACAAUAAACAGGCGUAAAUUUUUAAUCUACUACAACCAUUAAAUUAUUCAGUCUUGUGUCUCUUUCCGCCUGAAGCGAAAGACUGGCGAGUUUAACGCGCGGUGAAGAAUCGUGAGAGGCAGCGCGAGCUGAAAGUAUCUUUUCAGGACCUUGGACAGAGCGCGCGUACAAUGGCACCAGUGACGACCGAAGAAGCACAUAUCGCGGAGGUUCCUGUGAGCGUGGCAGUGGUGAGUGUGUUUGGCCUGGUCUUCAGUGUUUCCAUCUUUGCAUGGAUUUGCUGUCAGCGCAAAGCCAACAAGGCUAGUAACAAGACCCCACCCUAUAAGUUUGUCCACAUGCUGAAGGGGGUUGACAUCUAUCCUGAGAGUCUGAAUGGAAAGAAUAAGUUUGGAGGAGAAAAGACAGCAGAAGCCCAUGGAAAACAGACCCUCAGUCCCACCGGUGGACGGCCAGAGCUCCAUCUGGACCUGGAGAAACGAGAUCUUAAUGGAAACUUCCCUUCCAAGCCACCAACCCUCCAACUCAAAGUGCGUAGUUCCCCAGACCUGGACAUCCCGUCUCUUCAGGCAGGCUUUGGGCCAGGUGAUAAUCAGGAGGCUGGCACUCCAGAAAGCAUUCUAUCCAGUCAGACACCAACACCGGCUGUGGAGAAAUCUCAGGACACAGAGGGUGGCCUCGGGACCCUCUACUUUUCGGUUGAGUACAACUUUGAGAAGAAGGCUUUCACGGUUCACAUCAAGGAGGCACAUGGAUUGUCUCCCACGGAUGAACAAUCAUUGACCUCUGACCCCUAUAUCAAGCUGACCUUGCUGCCUGAGAAGAAGCACAAGGUGAAGACACGUGUUUUGAGGAAGACUCUGGACCCAGCCUUCGACGAGACCUUCAGCUUCUAUGGAAUCCCAUACGCACGGGUUUCCCAGCUGGCUUUGCAUUUCAUGGUGCUGAGUUUCGACCGCUUUUCACGUGAUGAAGUGAUCGGAGAGACCCUCGUUCCUCUGGCUGACAUUGACCUGUCUGAGGGGCGCGUCCUCAUGAGCCGAGACAUUAUUAAAAGGAAUGUCAGGAGGAGUGCUGGUCGAGGAGAGCUACUUCUGUCCCUGUGUUAUCAGUCGACCACCAGUACUCUGACUGUGGUGGUACUGAAAGCUCGCCACCUGCCCAAGACUGACUCCAACGGACCCUCAGACCCUUACGUGAAGGUGAACCUGUUCCAGGGGAAGAAGCGAGUGUGUAAGAAGAAGACGCACGUGAAAAAGUGCGCCCCCAACCCCGUCUUUAACGAGCUCUUCGUUUUCGACCUGCCCUCGGAAGAAGGCCUGCGAGACACCAGCGUGGAGCUCCUCCUGCUGGACUCUGACAGAACGUCCCGUACACCUGUCAUCGGCCGGCUCCUCCUGGGCACCUCCUCCCCUGGCACCGCUGGCGAGCACUGGCGCGAGAUCUGCGACCACCCGCGGCGACAGAUCGCUAAGUGGCACGCGCUGUCUGAAGACUAGCUCAGUUGGUUGCCAUGCCGACAGAUGCCCAGGAACUGUCGUCGGAAAUUCAUGGUUGAGUGGGCAGGAUUUGAACUGUGGACUUGUCGCGAGUAAUGUCCUCUGUCAAUCAACUGAACACAGUCAUAUACAAGUCAUAUCAUUGGGGUGGGGCUUCUUCUAAGGGGUGAGGCGCCAGCUGAACCCUGCCAAUUAAUGAUCCCAAAGACUGUCUCAGAUGCCCGAUGCCGCUUUUUCUUCAUGCUUCAUUCGAAACCUGAUCGAUCACC
Molecule: messenger RNA, 1834 nt
Organism: Sinocyclocheilus anshuiensis
Lineage: Eukaryota; Metazoa; Chordata; Actinopteri; Cypriniformes; Cyprinidae
Product: synaptotagmin-4-like
Exons: 4
Coding region: 237-1565 (442 amino acids)
Biological process (GO): vesicle fusion; calcium ion-regulated exocytosis of neurotransmitter
Cellular component (GO): synapse; exocytic vesicle; axon
Molecular function (GO): clathrin binding; SNARE binding; phosphatidylserine binding
Source: RefSeq, a predicted model, not a curated record